AUGUCCGACCAGCAGGGAGACGACGGCGGCGACAAGUGGAGAAAAACGUCGCCAGGGCUCUCUGGGUCGGAUAAUCCGCAGUGCACGCCCAAGCAGAUAAAAAAUUUGACUUUAGACGAAUUGCGCCAGGACGAGAGACUGUGGACGGCGUACGAGAGGGGUUGGUGUGACUUUUUACAGUUGUACAUGAGCAUGCAGCUGAUGCAGUCGGAAACUUCCUACAUGUUGCCGGAACUCGCGAGGCCUGGGCUUAUGGGCCCCUCGGGUGCUGCAGAUUCCGGUGCAGCAGGGGAGGAGGACACAACAGGCUCUGCAAAUACAUCUUCGGGAGGUGAUCCGGCAUUGGCUGCACCUGCAGUUGCAGCAGACGUGAAGGACUUGCAGGACAAGGCUAACGGCAAACCGGACCCAGUGCGUUCGCCAGGCAAGGCAGCCGAGGUGAAACUGGACAACGAUCUGACCAGACGGAUCGACGUUCGCGUUCUAUCGUCGCGCAUAAAGCGCACUUACAAGUACGCCGACGUCCGCCUGUGCGAAUUCCACGGACUUGGCCCGCGCGCUGUGGUGCAGGAUGACGACAAAGAUGAUUCGGAAGUGGUUGCUAAACAGCUGUCCUCGAUCAGGAUUAAGAUCACGACCCCGGAAGCUACUGAGUUCGAUCUCGAUACUUUCGACGAAAACGACGAAGACAAUGAUGACGACGACGACGAUGACGAGAAGCCGAACGCCGACGACGAGUAG
Macrosiphum euphorbiae (potato aphid) is the source of this 741-nucleotide messenger RNA. Lineage: Eukaryota; Metazoa; Arthropoda; Insecta; Hemiptera; Aphididae. The record is from the annotation of a GenBank genome assembly.